Messenger RNA from Rhea pennata, 3316 nucleotides. RefSeq names its product tissue factor pathway inhibitor (gene TFPI). Gene Ontology annotation, molecular function: serine-type endopeptidase inhibitor activity. The transcript has 18 exons. Gene Ontology annotation, biological process: negative regulation of peptidase activity. NCBI's taxonomy places the organism in Eukaryota, Metazoa, Chordata, Aves, Rheiformes, Rheidae. The record is from RefSeq and is a predicted model, not a curated record. Gene Ontology annotation, cellular component: extracellular region. Bases 1048 to 2088 code for a protein of 346 amino acids.
GUCCUGCAGCAUAACCCCCCAGGAAGACUGUGCCUGCAGUUCACAUUCCCGCCCUGAGCUGAUCCUGGGAACGUCUCGUUGACAGGCUGAGCGAGGCUCCGGGUGAGCCCUCCUUUCUUCAGCUCAGACCAAGCAGAGGUCGACUCAACGUAUGAAAAAGAAAGCUUCAUGUGUAAAUGUGGAGGACCUUUAAUGGAAAAUUAUUCUACUGCAAUUCUAAGCAGAUCAGGACCUGUUCUCUUGCUGCUAACAUCUUUCAAGCUAGGAGCUUGAGAGGAAAGGUUUUUGAAAAAUAUAUUCUGGUGGAGAACAUGGUGAAGGUCCUCUGAUAACCUGAGCUAAUUCAAACUAGCAUAACAGCUGAAAUCAGUCAUGUGAUCAGAUGGAAGCUGAAUCCUCUCAUAGCUUUUCCUACCUCAAAGGAAAGCCUGAUGAAUGACUCUGUAAAAUCAAUGGAAGAAUUUGCAAAUAUCACGACGAGUCUCCUGAAACACACAGUGUGCUGUCCUUAUCCUGAUGCUGGGAAAAAGAGGAGCUGUUUAAUCUGAAGAUACUGUAUUAGUUGGCACAGUGGAAAAAAGAAAUAUAUAGAAUAUUAAGUCAAGGAACUUCAAGUGAAUGAUUGGCAACUGUUACAAGUGGCACACAGCAAAGUUGCUGUUCUUCAUCAUCGUGAGUGGAGCGAGGCCAGAGAAGAAGAGAGUUGGUACAAGAGAAGAGUGACUGCAAUUACUGGAAACAAAAGGAGGAAAAGAGGAGAAAAAUAGUGGCAUUAUGAGAAACGGAAUAUAUGACCCAAAUUCAGAUUUACACAAGCAGAGAGGCUGAGCAGUGGGUGAAGGUCUGCUCAUCUUAUAAAACUGAGAAGAAGCAUGCACCAUCAUCUUUAUUCUGAAGUGAAAAUUUUAGAGAUGCUGUAGAGGUAUCCUGUGGCCAGCUAACUGACCGGAGCACAUUUGUUUUUGCAAUAGAUGCUGCAAGUUAGGAAAACAGAAUACACGGGAGAGAAAAAAGUUAUCAUUAGGGCUCUGCUUUGGGAUUGAAGAUAUGACUGCAGUUUCUGGCUGUGGAAAGAUGAAAGAAAGAAAGAGGGCAUAUUCCUUAUCUUUAACUUUUAUCUUCCUGUUCGUCUGCAUCAUCGAACAUGGAACUGCUGACUCAGAUGAUGACAAAGACGAGGAUGUUCUAGGUGCUGCUUUACCACCGCUGAAACUGGGGCAUUCAAUUUGUGCCCUGAAAGCAGAUGAAGGUCCAUGCAAAGCAAUCCACAUGCGCUAUUAUUUCAACUUGCAAAGCCGUAAGUGUGAAAUAUUUGAAUAUGGUGGAUGCCACGGCAAUGAGAACAACUUUCUUACGCUGGAAGAGUGUCAGAAGGCAUGUGUGGUAACAGAAUUCCCUCUGAAGAUGAUGUUAGCAAAAAUUAAGAAAGAAAAGCCCAACUUCUGUUUUCAUGAGAAAGACCCUGGAAUCUGCCGAGGCUAUUUUUCCAGGUAUUUCUAUAACAAAGAGACAAAGAUAUGUGAAAUAUUCAAGUAUGGUGGGUGCCUAGGAAACCAGAACAACUUUAAGAAUUUGGAAGAAUGCCAGGCUACCUGCCAAAGCAGCUCAAAUUUAUUGCCUAUUGCUCCAACUAAAGAUCAUCCAAACACUGUGAACAGUAGUUCCCCAGAAGAAGAACCCAACAAGUUUCCUGGAAUUUUUGUAAAUUUAUUACCAACUGCUCCAAAUGAAGAGCAGUCCAACAUUGUUAAUGGUAGUUUCCCAGAGGAAGAACGUGACCAGAUUCCCAGUUUUUUUGAACCACCCCCAAUCCCUUCUUUGUGCAAGACCCCUAUGGACAGAGGACUCUGUAGAGCCAAAGAGAGACGAUUUUUCUACAACUACUCAACAGGAAGAUGUCGCCCAUUUAACUACAGUGGUUGUGGUGGGAAUGAAAAUAAUUUCACCUCCAGAAAAUCAUGUUUGAGCAUCUGCAAGAAAGGAUUCAUUAAAAAAAAAGGUGAAAGAAGAAUAAUAAAAAUCAAGAAGAAAAGAAAGAAACAAUCAGUAAAAGUUAUGGGAGAUGAAAUCAUCACUGAAAGAAUAUAACUGAUUUUUAUAGAAGUGUGAAGUAUCCUACUACUCAUCUGUGCAUGAAACCCUUAAGUGUAUACCAUUUAUAUAUAUUUACUGUACUGAUUAUUUUGAUUAUAUGUUAUUAAGUUGCUUAUAUUUUUAUUAUGUAUUCCUCAUUCAUUUUAAUAAACAUUACCCUUUACUUUGGUAAAGGCUGUUAAAACGCAAUUUAACUGUACAUACAUACCAGAGCUGAAACAGGACAGAACAGACUGUGUGGGUGGAUAACUCGAUCAAAAAGUAGGCAGGAUUCAAUUUUACUUUUUUACCUCAUUAUUCUUUUCUGAAACCUGGUUUUGUUCUAAAGAAAAGUAUAAUGCUCGUCAAAAAAUAAUCACUUGUCAAGUGGGAUUAUUUCAAUUUUAGAUUUAGAGAAAGGACUCUGACUAAGAAGAAGAAAUAGGCAUUGAGUUUGUUUAUAAUUGGAUUUCUUUUAGGUCAUGCAAGCUAGAAGUAACUCCAUUAAAGUGCAUAGAACUGUGUUACUGUAAAAUGAGCGUGACAUCAGAAUUAACCCACCGAGACCAUAAAGAGAAUGUUCAAGUUGUAAGUGUGUAAAGCAAUGUAACAUUUACAUCUUGUGUACAUUGUUAUGGAUAUUUACCACGAUUUUAAAUAUAUUUGCUGAGGUCAUUGAGCUUAUCCUUGUUACUGAAGUAAACUCGUGGUUAGUAAGUCAUAAUUUCCAGAAAUACAUAUUUAAUUCUUACAUAAAGCAGAAAACUCCAUUCAUAGAUCAAGAAAUAAGAACGGUUACUUUAGAGAUAACAUUACUCUUACCCUCCAAUUAAGAUUUUUUUUUUUUUUUUUUUUUUUUUUUUUUUAUGACUGACAUGAAACAUUGGCCAAGUCCCUGCCCCCUCUCUAAAGCACCUCUCUGAUCUUGGGUGAAUCUUUAAUCUUCUUUAUUGUUAGAAACCUUUUUUUAAUAUAUCACAUUUUCUCUUUGUACUUAAGACUCUACUGGGAAUAACAACACUGCCAUUUUUAGAGGUAUUCUGGAUAUCUGAAAGGAUGUGAGGAACUCAUACUAUAGUAAGAGUCAAGGACAGUGAUGUCAGAAUAAUUCAUGAUCAAUUGUAUUAAUCUGCCUUUGUAUGUGCACUAUGAAUUGCUUGUGAGAUUUCAGAAAAUGUACUUUUUUUAUGUGCCUGAUGAUCUUUGGACUAACUCUACAAAAUGACUAAGCUUUACUGCUGAA